Molecule: messenger RNA, 7353 nt
Organism: Cladocopium goreaui
Lineage: Eukaryota; Dinophyceae; Suessiales; Symbiodiniaceae
Source: the annotation of a GenBank genome assembly
AUGCCAACGAGUGCUCCUGUCACUGUCGGCCCCUCCCCACAUUCCCCAUCGAUGAAAGCACCCAUUGAUGCUGAUGAAGGCCGACCAGUGGCCAUGGGAACACAUGAAUCUAGCCAGGGUGUAUCUGACAUGAAUGCUGACUCUUUGCGGGACCAUGCAACCCAUAAACGUCAGGUUGAAAGGGAUGACAUUUCAGGGGCACCCCCCAAAAAAUGGAAAGAUGCAGAUGGCCUUCCGACCACUAGCAUCGGCCGAGGGGAUGCCGACACCCCACCGACACCAGUAGAAGCCACUUGCCCUGCCACAGCCAAGCCUUAUCAUGCCAUGCCUGUGACUGCCACGACAGGUAAGCAAUGUGUGCACCCUGCAUUUGCCUCUAUGUCAGUGUCAGAGCCAGCGCCAGUGUUGCAUCCGAAAGCAUCCGAGGGUCAUCCACAUGCCAGCCUUACUGGCCUUGCACCCCGAAAUGAAAGCAGAGAUGAAGAAAACAGCCAGCGGUCGGGACGCAAGAACCCGCAAACUGGGGUACCCACUAAUGUUUUGGGGAAAGAGAGUCAAAUUGACAAACAGCCAGCGGUGGAGACGCCAGAACUCCCCCUGCCCAUGUCUUUUCAGGCCAUGCCACGUGAUGCUUUUGUCACUCGUGGCCCCUCCCCCCAUGUCCCCAUAUGUGAGAGCUCAGACCUUGCAAAAAUGUCGAAGCCAUGUCAUGCAGAAGGAACAUCCGGCAAUCAAGCACCAGGUAUGCCGACCACAAAGGACCAACACCAAAUUGCAGAAGCCAGCCCGAAACCAUAUGAGGAUUCUACAGGUGGACUAGUGGCAUUUGCGUCCGGGUCCAAACCAUCCAAAGCCGAAACACACAGCCCGAUCGUUGCAGCCGAGGCCAGGGAGGCUACCAAAGAUGUAGCUCACCAGACCGCAUCCGAUGGAAAGCAUGACAGUGAUCCUGAUGAUGCCAAUGAUGAAGGAGAUUCCCUGACCCAGGGAAUGUUGCAGGUAGCUCAAGAGAUCGCCAGCUCCGAAAUCUUGGAGCAGAAGCACAUUGAAAGCCACACCAUUCAGGUCAUCAGGCAAGAUGACAACCAGCCAUCAUUCAUCAAGAUCGACAAGCAGGCAACGGUAGGCUCGGUCACAGUUGCUGAGGCGAACAUUGGUAGCCUUGUCCAGCCGAUCUGUGUCAAUACUUGCGUUGGCACAAGGUAUCCGACGGCAGCCAUCACCAAGCCAUUUGACCAGAUCUUCCUAAAAGAAAUGGCAAAAUAUGGAAGUGGUACUUCUGAUGAAGCGAUCAACAUGCCACCUGAGUUGCUGGCAAAUUCUCCCACCACUAGGAUUGCUUUGUUGUACCGACAAGAAGCCUUUGUUGCUCAGGAUGAAAUGGAGUUCUACCUCAACAUGAUCACUGCCACAGGUCAAGCCAACGUAGCUCCAGUCGCGAUCAUUCCUCAUGAGUGCGAUGAUGAAGAACUCAUUCAGACACUCCAAAACUGGUACGCACAGGCCCUGCUUGUUCAAGAUGCUCCAAGCACACAGCCGUGGAAAGAGAUCAAACAGCUUUCCAACCAAUGCAGCCCGAAGUUGCAACUUGUCUUGCCAAGUGAACUGCAGGAAGUCAUUCGUAACCGAACCAACUCCCAGCAGAAGUUUGGAUCCAAGAAAGACAAGAAAAAGCAUGCCCCGCACGCACAGAAACCAAUCCACAUUGACGCUGAGGAUAUAAGCAUUCCUGACGGAAUCUUCCAAGAUGCUGAUGGCAAGACCAUCCAACAGCGGCCAAUCAAUAGCAUAGGUCCUGAAGCACGAGGCAUCGUAGUCGUCAAAGCCAUGCAAGCAGUGCCAUAUCUAAGGUUUCAAAAACCGGUCUCCCAGAAUGGCCUUGCCUUAUUGGUGAUUGACCACCAGGACCCAUUGCUCCACGGGGUGGGGGAAGAAGUCCGUUUUCCUGCCAGGUAUGAGAAGACAAGUGAGCCCAUUUUGAUGUCAGCCAAACUUGUACAGAUUGGAGCCAGCAUUGUCAGUCGCACAGUCCCAGCCCAUGCAACUAAGGUGGACGAGGUCAUGACAGCAGUCGUAAGAGUUGCAGUGUAUCGAGAUGAAUGUGAUGUCAAAUGGGAAAGCAUCGUUGCCAGGCCUGUGAAGCACUUAAUUUCCAAUGUUCAGCUUUUGCAACCAAAUGGGGACAUGUCACCGAUCAUGGAUGUUUGGGAUAGACAAUUCCUGAAUGAAAAGCUGGAACGCACAAAACCGAGUGACGCCACCAUUUUCAUGGCUUGCUUUAGAUUGGAGGCAGCCGACAUCACCGAAGCACUCAAAACCUCAGGAGAUUCAGGGUGCUACCUGGAGCCGAGAAGCCACGAUGGAAGAUCUCCAUCCACUGACUAUAGAGUCAUUUGGAUCAACAAACAAGACAAGCAGAAUGUCAUGAUUGCAUCCCAGGCCACUAAGCAGUGGACAUGCAUUGUCAGAUCUGGCAACCGAUUUGGGCUCCGAACCCGGGUCCAAGAUGCACAGGCAGUCCAUGAGACACAUAAGCCUCAGGUACCAUUCCUCACAUCAGACCAAGUCAUGACAUUCCAUGUGGGCCCUAUGCCACACGGAUCCAAUCGUACGGCACUCACCAAGCUGUUCCAAUCGUGGUCAUGGCAGGCCAGGCCAUGCCAGCCGCGUAACAGAACACCUGAUGGUAAAGGCGUGGUGUGGGAAUGCCAAGCAAUCUGCAAACCACCUUAUGAGGUAUACCAGCUGGAUCAUGCAGAUGUCCUCAUCACAGAAGUGCCCAAAAAAGUGGCCAGAAAUGCAUUGCCACAAGGAAGCAUCCAAGCUUCGGCCAAAACAAUGGCAGCACUGAAAGCUGCGGAUAGCCAAAGCCAGGAGAAUGCCGACCCAUGGGAAGCCAAUGAUCCAUGGGGAAACUAUACCACCCCGACCAAGGGACCCAGAACCAGUACUCAGCAAACCGCUGUCAAACGCAACGAUGACAUUGAAGCCAUUGCAGCCAAGGUCCAGCAGAAGCUUCAGCCAGCCUGGUCUAAGCACAUCAACUACCCCAAACUCGAUGCUGACCAAGACAUGAACGGAGACGAGACCAGAAUCCAAGUAGUUGAGGACCGCCUUGCCAAGCUGGAACAAACAGUGCAGGCUAACCAAUUGCAGCAGGGAAAGCAUGUCCAGGAACUUGCCUCCCAGAUUGCCCAGGUCCAAAAGAACGUGGAUCAACAAGGACGAGCUUUCCAUGCCCACCUUGAUGAGAAGCUCGACAAUCAGUUGCAUCAGAUCGAGCAGUUGCUCGCCAAGCGCAGCCGCACUGACGUGUCCGAUGAAACAGUUCCCACAGUUUGGGGCAUCAGCGAAAGCCACCUCACAUCCGAAGGUGUCCAAAGAUUCCGUCAAGAGCUCAAGUUUCAGUCGCAGCAAUGGAAGCCCUUGAAGACACCGUUGAUACCAACCUGCGUCACCAAGGAAAACCUGGAUUGCUUGCCCAACAACGGGGGAGAUGCCAGACCACCGAAGCGACCACUUGUAGACAAGCUGUCUACAGAGCCACACAUCUCCAAUGACCGCUUGGAGUUGUGGAAUGCAAUCAAAAAUGCAUCAGGGUUCCCAGGUGGUUUUGCCCAAGCUUGGAAAAAUCGAGUCAACAUAAGUCAUGAAGCACCCUUGCACUUGCCGCGCCGACUCCCAGAAGUUGACAUUGUUGAUGCCAUUUUCCAUGACUUCCGCCAGGAGUUCCAACAACUUGAGAAAGCACUUAUCCAGGCAAGAUGCCAAAAAGCCAAGGAAAAUAGGAGCAAUGACUCGAACGCCAUCUAUCGAGAUGUUGCCAAACCAAGAUCAUUGCCAGUGAGCACAGUGGUCAUCAACACCAAUGCCAUUGUGAGUGAUGUAAGCGCAGAUGGUCUUAUUGUGCAAUAUCAGCCCCCAGAGCUGGACCUUCACCAACCUGUCACCUCAGACAGGGGACCACUUGCCAUUGCACACCACGAACAAGGCCAGAUCACACUCGAGGCACCACAGAACAUUGAACCUGGCGAUCACCUUCGACAACCCAAGCUGUUGGGAGACCUUCCUGACGUGUUCAAGGCAUUCCAAGACCUGUGGUUUCGACAGUACUGCCGAGUUGAAGUUGCGUUUGCAGUCCUGGAUCACUUGAGCAAUGAUCCUCCGGUCAGACAUGCCCCUGGACCUUCUGGAGUCCUCUUAUCCCGAUUGCACGCCAUCCAUUGGCGAUGGGAACAGGAUGGAUUCAUCCAAGACCAUCAAGGGUUCAAGUUUAACCUGAUGGAUUGCCCGAUCCAACUCUUGCAGCUGAGAUUUGACCAUGCGUGGGGAGCCAUGGUAGGACAUUCAAUGUCUUCCAGGGCUGAGUUUGGUGGACUAGGAGACAUUGAUGUUGCUUGCAGCACACACACGUUCCAUACCUUUUCCAUCACUGAAAUUGCCCUGUUGAGAGUAGCGAUGAACGGCUCCUUUUACACCAGAGAUAAACAAUUUUCCAGUGGCAAAUUUGUUUCCAAGCAAUGUCCAUGGUGUAAUGAGCAAGACAGUGUUUUCCACCGUACCUGGGAAUGUCCUCACUUUGCACAUGAGAGGAGCUUGAUGCAACCUAGCCACAAGGCCUACAUCAUGCAACAGCCGCAAUGCACCUACCUCCAUGGAUGGUUUGUUGAAUCAGCAGAGGACAAACACUACAGAGCCAUGCUGCAGACGAUACCUGACACAACAAGGGAGUUUGAACAACCUUCACAGUUGCCAGAAGUGAUGCACAUGUUCACAGAUGGUAGUGGAAUCUUCCCUCAACAUAAAAGCCUGCGUUUGGUUUCAUGGUCGGUUUGUUUGGCCACUUUCCAAGAUGUAGAGUUUCUCCCCCUAGCAGCAGGAGGGGUCCCUGGAAUGCUACAGACAGUUUUGCGUGCAGAACUCACAGCUGCCAUUGCAGCCUGCCGAGCAGCCAUCAAAUUCCAAAGACCUUUCUAUAUUUGGACUGAUUGCCAAUUGGUUUUCGACCGAAUCAACCAGUAUGCAGGCAUGAAAAUGGAUGCACCAACACCAAAGCAGAAAGACCAUGACCUGUGGGCACAACUCCAAGCAGCUAUCCGAGUUUGCUGUAAGACUAACCUUUUCCAAAAAGUUCUCAAAAUCACAUCCCACCUUGGGGACACACAGUUUUCCCACUUGGUAGAUUCAUGGGCCAUUAGAGGAAAUACAGCUGCGGACACCAUGGCGUCCAAAGCCAUUGCCUUACUGCCAGCCGGAGUUUGCCAGGCCCAUAGAAGUCUCGCAAACCUUCUUGAAACCCGCUAUGCAGCAUGCCAAGCGAUGCAUAAACUGUUCGUAGCAAUCGGAAAGAAGGUUGUUAAGGAAAAAGAAGAGAUGAAAGCACGUGAGACAGAGGCCUGGGAAAACGUUGGACCUUCAGCUCCAACCAUCUCAGAUGUGAUCAGUUUUCUUCCUCUGCCAUCGACAGUUGUGGAACCUGAGGGUCACCAGCUUGGGGAGGGUUUUCCGCUGAUUCAUCAGUGGCUUUUGGAGUUUACAGGAGACGAACAAUCCAUUCCGAUGUGGUUGUCCAGUUACCAGCUGUACGCCCACUUCCAAUGGAGCACUGGACACUUGGGAUUUCAUUAUAACCGCAAAACUAAAAAGUUUGAGACGCUUACAUCACUUGGUACUGCGAAGGAAUACAACUUCAUUCGUGCGGCUGGAUGGUUUAACGCGAUGCUGAAGAGUUUUGCGAAAGCGAUGGGCUUCCUGAUCUCCUCGCUGCCGUCGAAUUUUGUCUCACCAGAGUUCGGACUCUCGGCAGGUGGCCGCCGAGUCACUGGCCGAAGUGGCGCUGCUGCGCGCCCAGCGCCAUGCCCGGGAGGCGAAACGGCGAAGCAGUCUGCAGCGCUGGCGCGAUAUGCCUAUGAGAAGCUGGCCAAGAGCCGAGAGGAAGCCUCAGAGGCAGCAGGGCAGGCAGCCUUGGAGGAUGUGAUCCUCGAUGCGCGCAAGGACGCCGCUGAGGCGGUGAAGAUUCGUGCAGGCAGACGAUGGAUGGCAACCCCUCAGAUGGUGGCCGCAGCGGUCUAUAAAAAGGCCAAGCUUCGGGACCUGCAGGUGGCUGAGGCCUGGGAGAAGCAAGCGACGCUGCUGCUGAAGACCAGUCGGCAGUACGAGGAAUACGCUGCGCGACAGGAGAUGAAGCCCGGGGCGCCCAGCGACAGGGUGAGGCGGUGGGGUGACCUGAAACAUCUGAAACCUGAAAUGGGAACCCCAGUGGUUGACGGCAGUGGCGCAAUGCCGGAUUCGCCACCAGGGCGUGGCCGCUCCGGCACCUGCUCCGUGGUGGCCCUGGAGCACUCCAUGUGGAGAGGUUUGCAAAAUGACCGUUUCAGUAGGUUCCGAGAAGCGCCAGUGCUGAGCAAGAGCCUGGAACCAACCCCUCAGGUUGCACAAGCCCCAAUGGCGGCCUUCGCACCUCCACCUGCGACUGCGUCUGGCAUGGUCGAGGGCAUAGCCCAAGCACCGGUGGCUGCCGCAGCCCCUCCACCAGCGUCCGGCAUCGGUCCCAGCGGCGUUUCCGGUGGCGCUGAUGCCAAGGCAGAGCCCAUCAGCUCCGCAGCCGCACCAGCACCUGCGUCUGCGGUAGAAGUGGAGGGCAGCAAGCUUGAGAGCAAGGAGGAGGGUGAAGAUGAGCAGAGCAAAGAAAAGGGCAAGGAGGAAAGCAAGAAGGAAAGCAAAGAGGAAAGCAAAGAGGAAGCUAAGGAGGAAGCUAAGAAGGACAAGAGCAAAGAAGAGAAGGAGAAAAGCAAGGAGAAGAGCAAGGAGGAGAAGAGCAAGGAGGAGAAGAGCAAGGAGGAGAAGAGCAAGGAGGAGAAGAGCAAGGAGGAGAAGAGCAAGGAGGAAGGCAAGAAGGAAGGUAAAGAGGAGAAGAGCAAGGAGGAGGGCAAAGACAAAAGCAAGAAGGAUGGUAAGGAGAAGAGCGAGGAGAAACGCGAAACCGAAGCAAAGGCGGCCAGUGCGGCCGUUCCAGUUGCGCCCGCGCCCGUCGCGUCUCCCAGUGCAGCUUCCAUCGCUUCCUCCGCCAUCUUUGGCGACGCCGCAAAAACGCCACUGGUGCCCUUUGGUGGCCCGCAGGACGAGAAGUCACGACUUCUCCAGGAACUGCAAGUGGCAGAGGCGCAGGUGGACGCUGGUCUGAAACUGGCUCACGAAUACGAGUUGCAGGCACACGCUGCACGGAAAGAAGCCGAGGGCAUUCGUGCCAAUGCCUCGUGGUACGACGGGGCGGAGGCAGCAGCAGCGGCGCAUACAUUGUACGCCGAGCUGCCCAAGGGUGUGAUCCCACCCCCACUGCCGGCGCUGCCAUAG